AAUAUGGCGGCCGAUCACUAAAGAUUACGGCAAAUAGAUCAAAUCAUUGCAUAGCGGAUAAGUUGAUAACCCCAGCUCCACCUCCACAAUGAAGUAUAAUAGUACACGUGGCAGUAUAAAGGGCCUAAGUUUUGAGGAAGCUGUGUGCACAGGUUUUGCAAGUGAUGGAGGAAUGUUGUUGCCCGAGUCAUACCCAACUAUAACCAAAGAUCAGUUAAAGGAGUGGGCUAAGACGCCAUCUUAUAGAUCCUUAGUUAGUCGUAUAGUGCCAUUAUAUAUAGGUGAUGAAAUACCUGCACAGCAUUUGGAAGAUUUGUUAGACAAGGCGUUUUCAACAUUUACAUCACCAGAAUUGAUUCCUCUACAACGUCUAAAGAAUGGUUUGGUUAUUGCUGAAAUGUUUCAUGGUCAGACGUGGUCGUUUAAAGACUACGCCAUGUCAUGUGUUGGACAAUUUCUGGAAUAUUUCUUGUCCAGAUCCAAGAACCACCUGACGUUAUUGAUUGCUACUUCUGGUGAUACAGGAAGUGCGGCAAUUUCAGCCGUACGUGGAAUGAAAUGGGUGGAUGUAGUUGUGUUCCUACCAAGAGAUCGAUGUUCUAAAUUACAAGAAUUACAGAUGACCACAGUUCUGGAAGAUAAUGUCCACGUUUACAGAGCGGACGGAUGUUGUGAUGACAUGGAUGACGUCUUUAGUAAAAUCCACGCGGAUACCGAGUUUGUGAAACGAUAUAAUAUUGGUUCCUUGAAUUCGGUUAAUUGGGCAAGAAUUAUGGUUCAAAUUGUUCAUUAUUUCUAUAUCUAUCUAAAGAUGGAACCAGAUUGUGAGAAGGAAGUUGAGAUAGUGGUUCCUACUGGUGGAUGUGGAAACAUCACGGCUGGUUGUAUAGCAAGAAAAAUGGGCUUACCUAUUAAAUUAGUUUGUGCUGUAAAUGAAAACGAUUGCGUCGACAAGAUUGUAAAAGAGGGUAGCUUCGUGACGAAACCAACAAUAAGUACCAUAGCACCUUCCAUGGACAUACAGAUGCCUUACAACAUGGAGAGAAUUUGGAGUGUGGCGACAAAUGGUAAUGGAAAUUUAAUCAACCAGCUUAUGACGGAUUUAAACCAAACUUCAAACAUUCAACUUCCAGGAACUCUACAGAACCAAGUUCGAUCGUAUAUUGGAUCAUUCUCAGUUAAAGAAGCUGACAUUAAAGCUACUAUAAAGAGAUGUUAUAAUGAAAAUGAUUAUAUUUUGUGUCCACACACUGCUGUAGCUGUAACUUAUCAUUACAAACAACAAAGUAUUGGUGAAAACAGCAAUAUGGCUCGAGUUGUCGUAGCAACUGCUUCGCCCAGAAAAUUCUCAGAAGCAUUACAGGAAUCUGGUGUACCAUUUAAGUCUGAUAAAAGUGUGGCGGAAUUACAGGCAGCACCAACAAGGUAUACAGAUCUAGAGAAGAAUGAGGACUGGUUACAGGCCCUGCGAGAAAAAAUACUUGAAAUAGCAGAAAGACAGAAAACUGUUGACUAAAUGUUAUAUUCAGAUAUGUGAUUAAGUCCAUGAAUAUAACGGCCAUUAAUUGCCAUAGUAAAUAUACAUAUUAAAACUGAUGAAUAAAUUGUUAAUUUUCUGAAUAUUAAAUAUAUGACAUUAAUUGCUUUAGUAACUGUACACAUAUUAAAACGGAUGUAUAAAUUGUUAAUUUUCUGAAUAUUAAAGAUAUGACUUUGAUUAAAUUAA
Molecule: messenger RNA, 1726 nt
Organism: Patella vulgata (common limpet)
Lineage: Eukaryota; Metazoa; Mollusca; Gastropoda; Patellidae
Product: threonine synthase-like 2
Exons: 10
Coding region: 89-1516 (475 amino acids)
Biological process (GO): dephosphorylation; 2-oxobutyrate biosynthetic process
Molecular function (GO): pyridoxal phosphate binding
Source: RefSeq, a predicted model, not a curated record